Symbiodinium sp. CCMP2592 is the source of this 5505-nucleotide messenger RNA. The record is from the annotation of a GenBank genome assembly. NCBI's taxonomy places the organism in Eukaryota, Dinophyceae, Suessiales, Symbiodiniaceae.
AUGGCGGCGAGUGGAGGAACCGGCAACCGGACUAAGGACGGAGUGCCGAUAUGGGAUGGUGAAGCAGGGAGCUUCAACGACUUCGAGGAGGCAUGCUUGAUGUAUGAGCAGUCAGUGGCCCGUGAAAAGCGGUAUCUGGCUGGUCCCAAGAUACUCGCGGAACUGACAGGUUCGGCGAGGAGAUUGGUGGCAGGGAAAACCGCGACUUGGCUCUCCUACAAUGGUGGGGUAGGAGAACUUCUACGUCAUUUGCGGUCGUGCCUGGGGCGUCCACAAAUCUCCGAGCUCAGCGAGUACCUCAACCGCUACUUCAAGCAUAGCAGACGGCGACCACAAGAGACGAUCAAUGACUACGUUACACGGAAGUGCGAAGUUUACCUCCGAGCCCAACAAGCACUUCGAAGAGUCGCCCCCUUCCAUGGUCCUCGGAAGGCCACCAAGGCAGCCUCAGCUGGAUGGCCUGGACAAUGGACGGGAUCAAGGAGGAGCAGCUACGAUUCGGGAGCCCAUGUUCACGCCUCUGAGCCCGCAGCUGAAGUUCAAAGUGCAGCACCGGUGGCCAGCGCCACUGCAACCGGCGGUGAAGAAGAGGGUGAUGAGCACGAGGAUGGUCAGGCCGAGGAGGACUACGUGAUCGAGGAGAUGCCAGAGCUCCUUCCGGAUUAUGUGCAGGGCUGGUCGCCAGAGCGGCUAUACCUCGGCGACUACGUGGAGGCCGAGGAGGUUGAGAAUGAGGAAGACGACGAGGCGACCGAGUACGUGGAGGACCACUUGAACGAGGAAGGACAAGAGCUGUGGGAUGAAGCAGAGGGCGAAGUUCAAGGUGCCAUGGCCGUGAUGCAGCAAGCCCGUCGGACCUUACGGGAUGCACGAACACGACAGCACAACGUGAGGCUCUCCCGACAGUACUACCAGCAUGGCAACAAGGGCAAAGGCAAAGGACGAGGACAGAGUGGACCCAAGGACGACACGGCAAUGACAUGUUUGCGGUGUGGAUUGGUCGGGCACCGGGUGGCCAACUGUCCACAGCCACCGACGUCGCAAGCAAGUACCCAGGCGGUGGCCACAUCCUCUUUGAUCUGCUUCAGCGACGCGCCGGCGGAAAAUCAGGAAGCCUUUGCCACCGGAGUCACAACAACAUCCGAAGCUGUACAACAAGGAAAGGCCGUCGUUGAUGGCGGUGCGACCAGGACUUUGGCCUCCAUCGAGGCAAUGGAAGCCAUCAUGAAGCUCAACGAGAAGAAGCACGGCAAGACCAUGUUGGCGGAGCUCAACAUGGAUGAGCGACCAGUGUUCGGCUUCGGGAACGGGUCGGAGAACCGCUGUGCAUCGACAGCACAGCUCCAGAUCCAGGCGAACAGUCAACCGGGACGCCUGAGAGUGCACUGCUUAGACCAUGGAGAUGGGCUGGUGCGAGCCGAGCGCUCGGCUACAGGCCACCAGCUGUUGGAUAUGACUGAAGAUUGGUACAAGGAUUCAGUGAGCACUCGCGAAGCAUCCCGUGGGGAAAAUGGAGGUCUCGCAAUUGACGGGAGUCGAUCAGGAAUGACAGCAGUUGUUCUGGAGGCCAUUCAGCUUCAAGCAGAUCCUCGCCCGGCUCCACUAGCCCAUCCUCAGAUCUUCGCGGGCGCAAUGUACAAGAUGACGAAGGCGCAGCUCACCGAGGAACUCAAGAAGUACGGCGAGCACCCCGCCAAGGCCUGGACCAAGGUGGAGAUCAGGGCCCGCCUCCUGGAGCUCCAGAAUCGCGAUACCGAGCCCACGCAGAAGGAGAUGAACUCGACGACCCUCGAGACGAUGACACGCGAGCUACGCAAGGCCUCGAAGACCAAGGACCUACUCAGAACCUUCUGCGCGGAGGAGCUCGAGCUACAGCUCACCGGGAACGAGACCAAGCCGCAGCUGGAGAUGAAAGGAAUGCGCGCCAUCCUACAGAGGGCACCAGCGGAGGCCAGGGACAUUGUGGGCUUCGGUCGCCACAGCGAGCUUCGCUACGAGGACAUCCAGAAGACCCACAUCGACUACGGGCGAUGGGUGAUGCAGACAGCUCGCGAGGGACCACAGGAUUGCGAUCCCCGUUUGAAGAGAUUGGCGGAUUGGCUGGAGACACACCCUCUGGCGACGAACAAGAACAAGGUGCCGGUCGGCGAGAUGCUUGGGAACUUCCCAACAGCCGGCUACGGGACCAUGGCGACGCCGGGAACCUCGUCUACGGCGGCCCCAAAGCACUUCAGCCGCGCAGCCGGGAGACUCCUGGUGGAAAAGGAAGGAAAGUCCGAUUCCAAUGCCUCGUCGCCGGAGGUGCUUGUGGAUGCGGAUGCCAAGAAGUUGGAGCAGAACCAGAAGUUGGACGAGAUGGCGAGCAUGAUUGCCAAGCUCCAGGCCGAGAUGGCAGCGAUGAAGGGCGAGACCCGCGAGCCACCGCGCAAGCAGGCGAUCCAGUCGGACGAGGACACCAUGACGGAUGGGCCGAGCCAAGGCAGUCAAUCUGAGAUGAGUAAUCAACUGGGUGAGCACAAGGCCCUGGCAGGAUAUGAUCGGCCGUUUUUGAUGGAGUGUGGCGCUCAUUCCAACAGCCUACUGGCCCAGGUUCUGAAACAGAAGGAACAAGACCUCCGAAUCCUGAUUGCCGUGACCUGUGUGGCUAACUUGUGUAUUCAAAGUGGCAUUCAUGUGACCAUUGAGAUGGUGGCAUCACUGGAACCCUUGCCCCCGAAGUUCCAUACCUUGACUUGUGAUGUGGGCCACUGGACUCACCCCACGACAAAUGAGCAACAGAACUUCAUGGUGAUCGUGGACGAAGGUUCCAGGUUCCGUAUGGCUAAGAUCCUGACAAAAGGAAAAGCCCAAGCUCCCAAUGCCGCCGUGUGCCUCAAUUUCCUCACGGAAGGAUGGAUCCAGACGUUUGGACGUCCCAAAACAUUGAGGCUCGAUCCGGCUGGUAGCUUCAGGGCCAUGUCUGUAGAAGGGUUUUGCGAUCGCAAUGGGAUUUACCUAGACAUCAUUCCUGGAGAAGCUCACUGGCAAAUUGGAGUGGCAGAGCAAGCCAUUCAAGGAAUCAAACAACUUAUGAACAAGAUGACUCAGCUGGACAAAGAAGUGGGACCUGAAGAGCUACUGAGUACCGCCGUGUCCACCUUCAAUCAAAGAGAGAUGAUCCGGGGAUUUUCUCCUACGCAACAUGUGUUGGGCCACAGUCCCGACAUCACAGGUAGCCAUGUGGAUGUCUUGCAAGCCGCGGUCACAGAACCCAUCCUGAACCACCCUCCAGAAGAGUUUGCGCGAGAAGCACGGUUGCGAGCAGAAGCUGAGAAAGGGCUGGCCGAAUGGAUGGCUGAACAGCGCAUACAACGGGCCCUGAAUUCACGAACCAGGCCGUCGCUUCAAUACCAUCCGGGCGAUCUUGUUUAUUUCUGGCGAACACAGGAAUCAAAUAAGAGCAAGAAGCAACCAGGGACUAAUCAAGGAAGGUUCCUAGGACCAGCAAGAAUUCUGGCGAUGGAGACAAAAGCCGAUGAUGCCGGAAACCGCCGGCCUGCGCAUGCCGUGUGGUGCGUGCGAGGGCGGAGUCUCAUCAAGUGCAGUCCCGAACAGCUUCGACCAGCCAGUCAACGUGAAGAACUGGUUGAAGCCCUGUCAGAAGAACAGGCCACUCCCUGGACAUUUACAAGACUGGCAGAAGAAGUGGGAGGCAACCAGUAUGAGGAUAUCAGUGCAGAGGUGCCAUCACAAGAAGAAUGGCAACGUGCUCAGGAUCCAGGUAGUGAAGUGCAACCGACCAGAAGGAGGAUUCCAACAAAGAGGCCAGCGUCAGAGCUGAGAGUAGCUGAUCAGGAAAUGGAUGAAGGAGAGACGCUAGGCACCAGCCAGCCUAGUAACAUACGCCGUCUGGGACAAUCCGAGCCGGACUGGGAUCUCCAUGUGACAUCACAACACUGGUGUGAGAAGGUGCCACAGACAGCUUGGAUGGCCGAACACACGAGUUACUGGGCCGAGGACAGCGCAGCAGUGGAAGUAGCCAUCCCAUUGCCCGAAAGCCGACGGGGAAUGGAGCUGGCAUCACGAGACCUGCAUAGCUACUUUGUUGGUGCUUUCAAGAAGCGAGCUGUGGAAGUGAGUGAGAAGAGACUGUCCCCCGAAGACCGUGAGAAGUUCCAGGGAGCUAAAGGAGUGGAGGUGAAGAACUUCAUUGCUGCCAAGGCCUUCGAGGCACUUCCUGAAGGUAUGAGGCCGAGCCGUGACCAGGCAGUCGGCAUGCGAUGGAUCUUGACUUGGAAGGUUCGCGAAGAUGGGUCCUUGAAACCAAAGGCCCGCGCAGUUCUUUUGGGGUAUCAAGACCCUGGGUAUGAACACCGUGCCACAACAGCUCCGGUUAUGACGAGGCAGACGCGACAGCUCAUGCUACAACUAGCGGCCAACAAAGGUUGGAGACUGAUGAAAGGAGAUGUUAGUGGUGCAUUCCUCCAAGGUUGCGGAGAGCAGUUUGCCGCCAGGCCACCCGCAUGCUACGGACUAGUGGAUGCUCCUCUUGAAUGGUACAAGACAGUCGCCGAGUUCUUAGAGAGCAUAGGACUAGAACGUUUGUGGUCCGAUUCCUGUGCAUGGGUCUGGCGAAAAGACGGUCAAGUGCGGGGAAUGAUUUCAGGCCAUGUGGACGAUUUCAUGUUUGCGGGAAGUGAUUCCGAUAGCGAAUGGCAAGGGCUGUUGCAGAAGAUCCAAGAACGUUUUCGAUGGGGAGAUUGGGAUAAAGACACCUUCGUGCAAUGUGGAGUGCAUGUGGAAGCUUGUGAACAGGGUUUUCGAUUAUCCCAACCAAAGUAUGUCGAGAACAUUGAAGCCAUUCAUGUGAGUGCUACGCGGAAAAGAGCUAGAAAGGCCCCUACGACGGAGUAUGAGAAAACCAAACUGAGACUCUUGCUUUCCGAAGUCAACAAAUCAACUGUCGACACACUGGUGAAAGCCAACAACCUUUUAGAGUCAGUGACACAAAGGAUCGACCGCUCGUGCAGGAGCCCGGGCGCCGCUGAGACCGCCGCAGCAGUGAACGGCGAGGACGCGCUCUACUACGUGCGUUACCAGUGGAGCGAGAUGGUGUACGGCAAUGUGGACCUACGACAACCUGAUCAAGUAGUUUCUCGGGUUCCGGGGUGCGUGAUCACCGAUUCCAGGAAUGUCUACGACAAGCUAUCUACGGCAAUGCUCAGCAUCAAUGGAGCAGAAAAGAGAGCGAACAUCGAACUCCUGAGCUUAAAGGAGUCCCAAAAGUCCACGGGGGUCGUGAUACGAUGGGUCCACUCAGAAGCACAGCUUGCGAAUGGACUGACAAAGGCCGAGGACCACAAGGAGUUGGAGCUGUACUACCGCAUGCACCACCAGUGGCGCAUUGUAGAGGACGAGGCAAUGAGAUCUGCUCGGAAGCGGAAGUCUGAGGGACUUACGCCGCUACAAGACUCUUGUAAGGAGAAGCAAAUAGGUUCUGAUGAAAACGUUCCUGAUCUUUGCUAA